CUCACCUCACCACUUCCAACAUUGUGUUUCUCUGGGAAAUGAUGGGCAAAGACACGAAUAAACAUGGACAGUUCGAUCAAGAAACGGCGCGAACGAUCGUUCCAAUCGCCAAGUCGUGACAGUGGGUAGACUGUGGUGCAAUAUCGCUAGACAAGCUUUCAGCACGGCCAGGACGAAUGCUUGGUAACAAACAAGUCAAGCAUUUUGCACCAGACUUAUUCUAGGACAAGAUUCUUCGCCCUUUCAAACAUCUUCCAUGACAAGUUUCUCUUCUUCUCAUCUCCUCGUCGCCUAGGACUUAGGUCUGGUCGGUUUCAAAGGGAUCGUCUCAUCCCGUUUGUUUCAGCACCGAAACGCUGUCAACGAGUGGGUGAAAGCGCUUAAGAUUGAGGAGCACACCCUCACGUUUCGAAAUACACGCCUCUGUAGUAUUUGCCAAGGCUUUUGUUUCUAUCUCUCUUAACGAGCCCAUCAGCACCACUGCAAAAGCCUAGCGGGGGACUUUCUGUCGCAGCACACCCAUUUCGCGCUGAUUAUCUUAGGCACACCGUAGAAACAUAUCCUAAUAUAUCGUCGCUUAGAGCCGCACCAGGAGGACGGCAGAAAGGCCUGAAGUAGCGAGAUGUGCACAAAUCAGACCAUUUCCAAUUCACCGCUCUGGCAUAUGGCGUCUUUUGUCGGCGAACUAACCCAAGAUUAUCAAUACUGGUGCGUUUUGUUGUUUGAACUGUCAGAGCCUUCAUCGCCUGUGCCGUGUGUACGCUCGGUCGUGUUUGAAAUGCCGACGCCCUGAUUUGACAUAUCGCUAGAUCUUCUUCUCGGCACUAUAAAGUCAGCCAAGUUCUCUGCUCAAGAUAAGAUCAUACUUAUCAUCAUCAGCUUCCGAUCUUACAUUCGUACUCAUACGCCUGGCGCAUUUUCUUCGUUCGCUUCUAUCUCCUUCAGUCAUUCCUUACUGGUACUGGUUACCGUUCAUUCUUUUUAGACUUUAUCGGUUGCUGCUUUAUCAUCAUUCUAUACCACACUCAAGAAAAUCAAGGUACAGAACUGACAUUGAGAGUAUCAACAUGGUGCAAGUUCAAUCUUUCUUUCUUGCAGCAGUUUUCACUGCCGCUCCUGCACUUGCUUUCACCAAUGGAACUCUGGUCCCCGCUUAUAUUUGCAACCCGGUCAACGAUGGCAUGCCAAAGAGCUUCGGGCAGCUUUUGCAGCUUACACGCGAGCAAACCCCGACAGUGGCAUUCAACCAGAAUGCUGGUCAAAACGUGAAGGCUCCUCUUCUGCAGCAACAAGGCAAUUCAAAGAUUGGCAACUCUGCCUACAUUCUUGCUUCCCUUCACGACUCUCCCAACAACAUCAACACGAAGCAACAGUCGCUUGUCGUCAAGCCACAGAACGGCAACACGAUUGUUGCUGGCCAGGCCAACAAGAUCACUAUCAGCACCCAAGACAACAGCCAACUCAAGGGCGCAUUGUUGUACGGCCAGGACAGCACCGGCACCAGACAGGGAAGCUUCACCGAUGCCAGCGGUGGCCCCUUUGUUCCGUUCCCAGGUUGUGGAAAGAACCCGCAGGGCCAAAUUAGCGGCGUGAUUCAGCAGACCGGUGUUAGCGCUUCAAGCUCAUACAGCUCACUUGUCUAUAACGCUCCGGCUUGCAUUCCGGGAAACAACAUCACUAUUGGUGGCCUCUCUGUCACUGGUAGCGGUUUUGGUAUCUGGACGUACUCUUUCCAGGUUACGGGAUCGUCUUGCGGCGGUGGCAAUGGCAAGUCUGGAGCUGGCAACACCGGUUCUAGCAACUCCGGCUCCAGCAAAACUGGCUCCAGCAACACUGGUUCAAGCAACUCUGGCUCUAGCAACACCGGCUCUAGCAAUUCUGGAAGCACAGGAAAGACAGGUAGCAGUAAGUCUAGCAGCUCUGGUUCCAACUCUGGAGCCGGAACUUCAGGAAACAACGCUGCAGCUGCCAUGGGUGGAUGUGGCUCGCCAAGUGCUGCCGCUAGUGCUGCCACAGCUGCUGCUGCAGGUGCUGCUACAGCUGCCAGUGCCGCCACGGCUGCGACUCCGACCACUCCUUCCGUGUUGGCUCAAAACGCUACGACCGUAUCGACAGCUUCAGCGAAAGUGACUGGCAAAGGCAAGGCUGGUUGGAAGGGCUGGAAAGCACCCACCACACUCUCGAAAGUGGCUCAGAAGGCACAGACUACUUGCACAAAGUAAGCAAGUUGAAGCUUGGGCGAAUGUGCCCCCCUCCUCCCCCUCCCCCUUGUAUCAAUCAAUGAAUUAUGAUUCGCAGAUGUAUAUAUAUUAAGG
Verruconis gallopava is the source of this 2315-nucleotide messenger RNA. RefSeq lists its product as uncharacterized. The record is from RefSeq and is a predicted model, not a curated record. The coding region runs from base 1068 to 2222 and encodes 384 amino acids. NCBI's taxonomy places the organism in Eukaryota, Fungi, Ascomycota, Dothideomycetes, Venturiales, Sympoventuriaceae. The transcript is spliced from 3 exons.